Messenger RNA from Python bivittatus (Burmese python), 2604 nucleotides. RefSeq names its product matrix remodeling associated 7 (gene MXRA7). The record is from RefSeq and is a predicted model, not a curated record. Lineage: Eukaryota; Metazoa; Chordata; Lepidosauria; Squamata; Pythonidae.
UUCAGAAGAGAAGGGAUUUAAUCGGCCGCCGCUUUUAGGCAGCUGAAUUCCGUCCCAGCUGCUCAGUUGCCCGGCGGCCGGAGGAGGAGGAGGAGGAAGGCACGGGAGAGCAACGACCCGCCAUCGCGGCUCCCUGGUCAGUUCCGGGCAGUGCUCUCGAGUCUCGCGCCGCAGAGCCGCCGGAGGCAUGGAUGUAGCGGUGGACCUGUACGUUGCAGUCCCGCUGCUUUUCACGGUCCUGGCUGUUAUUCUAGCGUCGGUCUUUGUCAAGCUGAGAUCCUCGGAAGAGGACAAAGCUACGGAGACGGCAGCAGCUAAGGAAGAAGGGGAGGCCAAGGCGAGCGCUGCUGCGGUAGACCGGACGGACGGAGAAGCGCUCCAGAAGGGCGAGGGGCAACCUGAGGCGGCCGAAGAGGAGCCUCGGAAGGAGAAAAAGGAGGAGGAGGAGGAGGAGGUAGUAAGCAGAGAAGCGAAAAGGGGCGCCGUGGAGGAGAUAGGGGCUGAAGAGGGGGCGAACGAAGAAAAGAAAGAACAGCUUCGGGAGAAGGGAAAAGGGGAGGAGGUCGAGGACGAGGCUGCUCCGCGGGCGGUCAAAGCAGAACAGCAGAGUCACGUUCAGGAGGAGCGGAAGGUGCCCAGCCAGGCGGAGAGGGAGGUGGUCGCCGCUGCUCCGGUGGCUGUAGAAGAGCAGGAGGAGGACGAGGAGGAGGAAGAGGACGACGAGGAGGAGAGCAAGGAGGAAGACCAAGAAUCAGAAAAUGAGAAACUAGUGGUGAAGGAACCUGAGACUGAAGAUGCAGAUGAAAAGUUCUCCUUUAAAUAUAGUCCUGGAAAACUGAGAGGAAACCAGUAUAAAACAAUGAUGACCAAAGAAGAACUUGAAGAGGAGCAAAGGAUUGAGCUGACCUCUGACCUCACAUCCCUGUAGCAAGUACCUUAGGUCCUCGGCCACAAACAUUCUUGCAAAUCUUUUUGAACUGAAGACUAUAUGAAGUUAUCCCUAGACUCUUCCUAAGGCUUUUCCUUUGGCAUUUUUAAAGGCUUGAGAAAAAAAAAAAAAGGCAAAACCCCAAACACAACCGAAAAAUUAUCCCUCAAAAUAUAAGACUUUUUGUUUGACUGAAGCUGAGUUCCUCAGAAUCAAUCCUUGUAAUAUCAAGACUGAAAAGAGUUGGGGUGUCUGGUCUGGAGAAUUAUAUGGCUAGAGAAAUUAACAGACUACAUUGUGAGGGUUCUGUUCUUGGAUGUAAAAGUAAGACCUUUUGGGGGGGACGAGCACACUUUGUUGUGUUCAGUACUCCACAUUUGCAGCCUCCCCAAAACAAAACAAAGAUUAUCUAGAUAACCUGGACAAAAGUGGUCAAUUACAAUGGACCUAUCUAGAUAGUAGAACAAGCUAGCUAACCUCUUUUCACCACUCUGCCUGGACCAAAAACUUUCUAGAUAAAUUUGAAGACAGAACUUUCAGAUAUAAAACCUUUUGAAGGUUUCUUCCACCCACAGAGGGAAGGUUGGUUGUAUGGUAGAGACUCUGACCUCUUGAAAAAGAAGCAGUCUUUCUUCUUGGAUAAAAGGACAUCUUAAGAUGCAAGAAAGAUAUAUAGACCAAUCCUAUAAACAUCUAUUCAGAAGUUUGUCCCAUUGAAUUUAGUGGGAUGUACUCCUAAAUAAGAAAAUAGGACUGCAGUCUUAGUAUAACAGUUUAUGACUAAUUUCAGUUGCGAGGAUUAAGAGAGCUUCAUUAUUGCUCACUAGCUAAUGUUUUUGUUUACUUGACACUUCAAGCCUGUUCCCAAGAAUAGAAUCUUAAAAUGUGAGCUCUGGAAUGUAAAAUGGCCCUUAGGUUACCAAUUUUACAUUUCCUAAAUAAGAUUAAAGAUAUAUCCAUUUUUUAUGUCAUGUCACUGUUCUGUCAUUGCAUCAGUUUUGAUGUUUUACUGAUAAUCACUUCCUGUUUGAUGGAUUGGAUUUUUUUUUAUGUUGCUCUCCUAUAUUUUGAGGGAAAGCUUCAUAAUAACCCAGUUACUUUUUAAAACAAAUUCUUAAUUAUUUGGAAAUACUUGAAAUUAUUUAGUCAAUCAUUCUUUGGGACACUUAGGUUUAAGGAAUGUUUUCCUCUAGCCUAAUCUCCCCUCUCCCCGGGCUUAUUUAAGAAACAGCAGGAAGCUUUGACUAUAUUUAAAUUUUAAAAGGUAAGCUUCCAUUUCUAUAUCUAUUUUCACUAAUAUAGUACAGUUUGAAACCAAAUCCCAUUCAUAUAAGGACACUCUGCUUUGAGAUAUUUGUUAGCAACCACUUUGCCUCCAGUUCACAUUGUCUGACAGACUCAGUGUUCCAAACACCAUUAACUAUGCAACGAAUGCCUUAUAUACAAUAUAAUCUUUCAGUAUACAGCAAUACAUAUAUUAUACCAAGAAUAUGACUAGUAGCAAUGAGCAAAGCUAUCUCAAUAAUGACAAAAAUUGCUGUCUGAGUGGUUUUUUGUUUUUGUUUUUUGUUUGUUUUCUAAAUGUGAAGGUAGAUCUUGUACAAAGGACUAUAAUUUCUAGCAGUUUCAAAAUGUAUAUUGCCAUUUUUCAGUCCAAUAAACGUUUAAAUAGUUUA